AUGUAUCAUACAAGUACUUUACAACGUAACAACAAUAAAAAAACAAUGGGACGAACAUCAAAAGAAAUCGCCAUCGCCUUUGCAUUGAAUAUUGGUGCAGGUUUAGCAACAUGUAUUGGUGGAUUAGUGCCUUUCAGCCGAAAGCUUAUCUCACUGGCGAAACCAUCACGAAUCGGAAUUGCUUUAGCCUUAUCGGCUGGUGUGAUGAUUUUUAUAUCUCUUGCUGAAAUAUUUGGCAAAAGUGAUGAAGAAUUUCAAAAGUUUUUUGGAAAAAAUACCGCAAAUAUUUGUCAGAACCUAACAAAUUCGUGUCAAGAUUUACGAUUUCAAUGUGCAAAUCGCAAUGUUUGCAAUGAAAUUCAGACUGUUUGUCAAACUUUCACCAAUGAAACGUCGAACGAAUUCCACUGUGAUAAGGCAUGUCGAGGACAUAGUAAAACAUUAACUACGGUUUUUUUUCUCCUUGGUGCUGCAUUAAUCUUCCUAUUAGAUUUUAUUGUUCACAAAAUUUCACCUGAUCAUAAACAUGAUAUCGACAUUGAAGAAAUUAAUCAUUUAAACCACCAAUCUGUGCUAGUUAAAGAUCAUGAAGACGGCUCAAAUUCUCAUCCAAACGGAAGUCUUCAUAACACGAAAGCCCAUCAAUCGUUAAAUCGUACAGGAAUCUUAACAGCACUUGCGAUUGGACUUCAUAAUCUUCCCGAAGGUAUCGCAACAUUUCUCGCGGCCAGUAUCAAUUUGAAAACAUCAGUACCGUUAGCUCUUGGAAUUGCCUUACAUAACAUUCCGGAAGGGAUUGCUGUGGCAACACCAGUUUAUUUUGCAACACAAUCAAAAUGGAAAGGACUUCUCUAUACGUUCAUUUCAGCACUUGCUGAACCUCUCGGUGGACUUAUUUGUUUUCUGAUUAUUAGUAAUGGUCUCAAUCCAUUCGUUAAUGGAGCGAUGUUUGGCAUCGUCGUUGGAAUGAUGAUAACCAUCUCAUUGAAAGAAUUGAUUCCGACUGCAUUGCGGUUCUGUACAUCAAAAGGCAAAAUCAGUGUGUCGAUAUUAGUUGGAAUGUUAAUUAUGGCGUUGAGUUUGAUUAUUUUUGAUUAUCUCGGUAUGGAGUGA
This is a messenger RNA of Adineta ricciae, 1113 nucleotides long. The record is from the annotation of a GenBank genome assembly. NCBI's taxonomy places the organism in Eukaryota, Metazoa, Rotifera, Eurotatoria, Adinetida, Adinetidae.